CUUUGCUACUCGCGGGGUAUAAGUACUAAUUCGGGGGCAUUCAGAGCAGACAUGGCAGCCAAGCGCGCCGAGAGCGACACACCGAUUCCGUCGACGGAGACCAACCAGGUCGAUGGCGGAUCCUCGAUCGUUACCGAAGACGAGUGGAAGGGGAUGUCGACCGUGAUGAACGCCAUAUAUGGGCAUCGCAUGGAAGAUGGCUACGACCCUUCCAAAAUCUUCCAGCGCAAAGUGAACAAACGAGCGGUGCCGGACUAUUACGAUGUGAUCAAAGAACCGAUGGCGCUUAGCAUCAUCAAGCAGAAGAUUGGCGCGAAGGAAUACAAGAGCUUUCAAGAUUUUGUGAGGGACUGCGCUCUCGUUCCCUACAACGCCCAGGUCUACAAUCUGGCCAACUCCCAGGCCUAUCAAGAUGCUCUAGAAGUUAAGGGUGUGCUGGAAUCGGAACUCAAGAAGCUUGUUGACGAGAAGGUCAUCACCGAGGAGGUUGGGACGCUCCCAUACAUCGGCGAGAUUCCCGACCCGGACCAGGCCGUGGCAGAAGAAGACGAGGAAGAGGAUGAGGAGGACGAUGAGGAGGACGACGAAGACGGUGAAGGCGAGGGCGAGGGAGAAGACUCUGAAGACGAUGGAAAGCGGAAGAGAAAGCGGGGUGUGCGGUCAACUGCAGCAAUCGCGAAGCGGGAAGGAGGCGCAAAGGCUAAGGAAGACCCGGCGGCGAAGGCAAACGAUCCUGAGUCGAGGAAGAAACGAGGCCGCCCCCCGCGCGUUGAUACCCCUAUGGAAGCCCGCAUCAAGGCGAUCAUGAAGGGUAUUAGGAAGCCCAGGAACUCACUAAACAAGCUCAUGGUCAGCCAUUUCGAGCGCGUUCCCGACAAGGCUGCUAUGCCAGAGUAUCACCAGGAGAUCAAGACCCCGAUGGCCAUGGACCUCUUGAAGCGCAAGCUCAAGCGGAAGAAGUACAACUCUGUGGACCAGUUCAUGCAAGACGUGGAAUUGAUGUUCGAAAAUGCGAAACAAUACAACGAGGACGAUAGCCAAGUCUACAAAGAUGCUGUUCACCUACAGAAGGAGGCCCGUGUUAUUGCUCAGCAAGAAAAGGAGAAACCAGAUAAUGAGUACGUCAUGGAGGAGGGUCGUCUGCCUAUGCCCAACGGCAUCCUACACAAUGGCGAGCUAUGGAAAGUUGGUGACUGGAUUCACAUCCAAAACGCUAACGAUCUUACCAAACCGAUCGUCGCCCAAAUCUAUCGAACCUGGCAAGAUGCUGAAGGCGGCAAGUGGGUCAACGCGUGUUGGUACUAUCGCCCCGAGCAGACAAUCCAUCGAUUUGAUCGCCAUUUCCUCGAGAACGAAGUAGUGAAGACGGGCCAGUAUCGCGACCAUCCGAUCGAUGAAGUGGUAGACCGAUGCUUCGUUAUGUUUUUCACCAGAUACAACAAAGGCCGACCUCGUGACUUCCCGGCCGACAAGGAGAUCUAUGUCUGCGAAGCUCGCUACAACGAGGAGAAGCACAAACUAAACAAGAUCAAGACCUGGGCUAGCUGUCUACCCGACGAGGUCCGCGACAAAGACUAUGUUAUGGACUUGUUCGACGCUCCCCGCAAGCUCAAGAAGGUGCCCAGCCCGAUCGCGUACUUGCUCAAAGACGAUCAGAAGGAGACCGAUGAUCUCCCAAAACCCGAGUGGGGCGCAGAGAACGCACCGCCGAAGAUUGGAGCCGUUCAUAGGCGGCCCCGUGAUCCAAAGGAGUCCCCACCACCAGAGCCGACUCCGACGCCUCCUCCGCAACCUCCGCCACCUCCGCCACGACAAAUAUCAAGCAUUCCGCCUCCAGCUACCAACGGCUACAGCAACGAAUCGCGGAUGGACUACGCCAUGGGGCAGCCUUCGGGACAAACCCCCAUCCCUGCGCCAACCCCCCAACCCCAACACAUUCAGCCCAGCUACACGCCGCAGCAAACGCAGCAGUAUAAUCAGCACUCCGCCUCACCUGUGCCUCCAAUGCAGCAUAUGCCGGCCUCCCAACCAUCGAGCUUUGCGGCAAUCACCCCACACCUACCUUUCGCAACCCCUCAGCCGACCCAUCACAUGGCGCAGUACGCGACGCCUCAGACACAGAGCCUAUAUCAACAGAACCCAGUCAGAGCGCCGCCACUCGGCUAUAAGACCCCGCAGCCCGUCGAGGUCUACCACCUGAAUGACCACGCUAAUGCGAACAUCCCCCUGGAAAUCCGUCAACAAUUCCACUGCGAUGAACAAGGCCACGUUCUGUUCUUCACAGCGCCUCCGAUUGACCCUCAGACUCCGCCAAAGGAGGGCGCAGCCCUGGGCCACUCCGCUAGGUAUCUCGCCGCGAAGAAGAAACGAGAGGCUUUGCUGGCUGCUAGGCGCAAGGCGGAGGAGGCUGAGCGCCCUGAAAAGGACCGUUUGGCAAAGCGCAAGAGAGAAGAAGAUGAUCAGAAGUUCCAGAAAGCGGUUGGAGAUUUGCGCGUCAAGGCAAUGAAAUUCCUUGAGAAUCAGCUAGCAGAGGCUACGGCGAAGGAAUACCAGGUCCUCUUCAAUGGCGAUGUUGAGAGUGGAGUUGAGGCGACCGUGGACAGGCUGGCCGAGAUGCAGCAGACCCAGGCGGAGCGGAACAAGGCGAUGGCAGAGCGGAAGGCCAAGGAUGAAGCUUCUGCCAACGUCCCAAUUCGUGGCCUGAACGUCACUCUGGACGAGAGCACUUGAGGGUGGUGAAGCAAGGGCUGUAGAGCGUGGACUGUACUUUUAGGUUUGCAUGUUUCGGAGCAGGCGGGUCUUGGAGUUGACUUCUGGCUGGUACGGAGUCUCAAAGGGUUUCACUGCUUGUAUUGAGGUUCUCGCCCGAGUUGGCUUCUCAUAGAGACUAAUUGGUAGCCAUGAGAUAGCUCCAAUAAUUGUUCUGAUCAGAUUCUAUAUGUUGGCUCAACUAAAAUGAAUCUGGGUUACGUUGUGAC
Messenger RNA from Mytilinidion resinicola, 2978 nucleotides. Its product is annotated as chromatin structure-remodeling complex protein-like protein rsc1. Gene Ontology annotation, cellular component: RSC-type complex. NCBI's taxonomy places the organism in Eukaryota, Fungi, Ascomycota, Dothideomycetes, Mytilinidiales, Mytilinidiaceae. Gene Ontology annotation, molecular function: protein binding; chromatin binding. Bases 52 to 2730 code for a protein of 892 amino acids. The record is from RefSeq and is a predicted model, not a curated record. Gene Ontology annotation, biological process: chromatin remodeling. The transcript is spliced from 4 exons.